AUGGCCCUCUCGCCACCGCAGCAGCAGAACCACCUUCGCGCUCUCGAUGACGCCGUCAUCGGCGACAUCAGUUUGAAGCAGAUCCUCCAAUUGGCCCUCAUCUCGUUGGCGUGUUUCUUCGACGCACAACAAAAUUUCAUCACCAUCUUCACCGACACCCAGCCCAAAUGGAGCUGCAACUCCCAAUCCCCCGCCACGUGUACCGACAUGUGUCGGCUGCCAGAGGGCUCGUGGUCGUGGGAUUCCCCCGCGCACUCGUCCAUCAUAUCCCAAUGGUCCCUCCAAUGCUCGAGCCCGAUUAUCCGUGGCCUGCCGGCCUCGUCAUUUUUCCUCGGCUGCCUAAUCGGCGGCUUGGCCCUUUCCACGCUGGCGGAUUCGAGCCGCGGCCGUAAGAACAUGCUCGCCCUAUCCUGCCUCGUCAUGUCGGUUUUCGGGUGCCUAACCGCGCUUUCCGUGAACGUGUGGAUGUACGCCGGCCUCCGAUUCAUGAGCGGCCUCGGACGAGCCGUGAUCGGCUCGUGCUCGUUUGUCCUCGGGACCGAACUCGUCGGCCAGAAAUGGAGGGGCAAAGUCGGCAUUUUCGGCUUUGUGUGCUAUGACCUGAGCUUUCUCUCUCUCCCGAUUCUGGCCUAUUUGCUGAGGGGGUCCUCCUGGAGGUUAAUGUACGUCUGCACUUCCGCUCCUUGUGUUUGCUACUCGAUUCUUGUCUAUUUCUCGACUCACGAGUCCCCGAGAUGGCUUUUCAUCAAGGGUAGAAAAAGGGAGUUCGCGAGGACGCUCAAAAGCCUCUUGCGAAAGGGGAAUUUCGAUCUCACCGUGGUGGAUUCUCUGCAAUGGACUGAGAAUUCUGCGGAACAGAAUCACUCUGCUGCAUUUAAAGUCUUGUUCGUGUGUAAGUGGGCAGUGAAGAGAUUGAUACUAAGCUCCGUGGCAGGAUUCGCGGUUGGGCUGGCCUACUAUGGGAUGCCUUUGGGCCUCGGGAGCCUGCACUUCAAUUUAUACAUAAGCGUUGGGCUGAAUGCGCUGUCGGGCCUCCUGUCGAACGUGGCCCUGCUAUUCGUGAUCGGGAGAAUGAGGCGGAAGGUGUUGAUGGGUGGGCUGUGUUUGUUGAGUGGGGUUUGCAACUUGGCGGGCGUGUUCGUGGGGCUCAAGGGGUGGAAGAUGGGGAUGGAGCUGCUCUCGUUUUUCUGGGCGGGCAUGGCUUUCAACGUGCUGCUGGUGUACGUGAUGGAGAUGUUCCCGACGUGCGUGAGGAACUCAGCUGUGUCGGUUGUGAGAGAGGCCAUAUUAUUGGGCGGGUUUCUCGGGCCCGUGGUUGUGGAUGUGGGGCCCACGGGGAACGGGUUUUUCCCGUACGGGAUUUUUGGGGUGACGAUAUUGGUGUGCGGGUUGUUUGUGCUGUGGCUUCCGGAAACAAAAGGGAGGGUGUUGUUCGAUACUAUGGACGAGGAGGAGGACUAUAGGGGGACUAUAGGGUGA
This is a messenger RNA of Striga asiatica, 1479 nucleotides long. The record is from the annotation of a GenBank genome assembly. Lineage: Eukaryota; Viridiplantae; Streptophyta; Magnoliopsida; Lamiales; Orobanchaceae.